UGCAGCAGCAUCCUCUGCUGCGCGCUCCUGCCUGCGACAGCACAGCCGCGGUGUGGUCGCUCUGAACGCACGUUAACGGAAAGGAAAAAAACACUCCACACGUCGGGAAGGCCUCCGCCACACUCUACACCCUGUUGCAGUCACAGCGGCGUCGGAUAUAAGACACAGACACGCACGUUUUUCUGAUCCUAGUCGCUCUUUUUUUACAUUUAAAAGCCCUUUUAAAAGACAGUCCUCGUAAUGGCGACAGCUGCGGUGUCUGCCCCAACUGGCAGCGGCCCCAGCCCCGGGCCGGGAACGGAGCUGGUCCGCGGGCAGGCCUUCGACGUCGGGCCUCGGUACAGCAACCUCUCCUACAUCGGCGAAGGCGCCUACGGGAUGGUGUGCUCUGCCUACGACCGGGAGAACAAGAUACGCGUGGCCAUCAAGAAGAUCAGCCCCUUUGAGCACCAGACCUACUGCCAGCGCACCCUGAGAGAGAUCAAAAUCCUUCUGCGCUUCAAGCACGAGAACAUUAUCGGAAUCAACGACAUUAUCCGUGCACCGACCAUCGAGCAGAUGAAGGAUGUAUAUAUUGUCCAGGAUCUAAUGGAAACAGAUCUGUACAAGCUCCUGAAGACUCAACACCUGAGCAAUGACCACAUCUGCUACUUCCUCUACCAGAUCCUGCGAGGGCUCAAGUAUAUCCACUCUGCCAACGUACUACACCGUGACCUGAAGCCUUCCAACCUUCUGCUCAAUACCACCUGUGAUCUCAAGAUCUGUGACUUUGGUUUGGCUCGUGUGGCUGAUCCCGACCACGAUCACACUGGUUUCCUCACAGAGUACGUUGCCACUCGUUGGUACCGAGCUCCUGAGAUCAUGCUCAACUCAAAGGGCUACACCAAGUCCAUAGACAUCUGGUCAGUGGGUUGCAUCCUGGCUGAGAUGCUGUCCAACAGGCCAAUCUUUCCGGGGAAGCAUUACUUGGAUCAGCUUAACCAUAUUUUGGGAAUUCUGGGUUCUCCCUCACAGGAGGAUCUCAACUGCAUCAUCAACAUUAAAGCCAGGAACUAUCUCUUGUCACUGCCUUUGCGCUGCAAAGUGCCGUGGAACCGUCUCUUUCCCAACGCUGAUCCAAAAGCUCUGGACCUGCUGGACAAGAUGUUGACCUUUAACCCUCACAAGAGGAUCGAGGUGGAGGAGGCGCUGGCACACCCCUACCUGGAACAAUACUACGACCCCACAGAUGAGCCUGUUGCCGAGGCCCCAUUUAAGUUUGACAUGGAGCUAGAUGACCUACCCAAAGAGACGCUGAAGGAGCUCAUCUUUCAAGAAACUGCACGUUUCCAGCCCAGCUUUAGGUCCUAACAUCCCACACAGAUGAUUCUGCGGACUGGCUCCUGCGUUGCCACUGCUCCUCCCCGCCUCCACACUGUUGCUGUGAUAUUUUAUUAUUCAUUUUUAUUUUUUUUAAUUUUUUUUAGUUUGGGUUUGUUUUUGUUUGAAUGCUCCUCUGCCGAUGUCCACAUCUCCUGGAUUCCUUGGGUCUCACUCGUCAAAUCCACUUUGCUCAGGAAUGGCGUCAGGAAUCAAUCAAUCAGAUCAUCCUCCGUUUUGCUUUCUUUUUCUCUCGUUCUCUCUCGGAGGUGAGGACAGGUGAGGGGAGGGCGGGGUCACAUCACAGCUUACAGGGGUGGUCGGGGUUGUGUGUUUUAAGCCAAGUUAAGCAUUUUUUUUCUACCUGUGUGUCUCAAACAACAGGGGUUGGGGGGGGGGGAGUUACUAUUCAAGACCUUUAAUGUCCAGUUGAAUGAUGGUCAUAGACUAGCUGCUCUUUUCUCUGCCUUCAUUGCACAAACAACAGAGGGUUACAUCUAAGGAUCAUUGAUCGGAGGAGUUUUCUAAUGCUCGUCGCAGUGUUACAGGGGAUGCAGUCUAUGUUUUUCUUCUAUUUAGAAAAAAAUCCAAAUUUAACAACCAGAUUUAUGCAAUGAAAUCACUGAAUCAGCCAGAGGGUCUGCAGGCAACAAGCCAUCAGUCAGUGAGGACCUAUGUUUUAUCAAACGCUGUAUUUUAAUUAACACACACAAGGCCCGAAUGCAAAUGUAUACCUAUAAAGACAUAUAUAAAUAUAUGGCCUAAAGAGUCUUAAGAUAUUUUAAAGGUGAGAAUUAGGAUUUCCUGUCUCAUCAGCUGGAGGAGGAAAGUGUCCACCUUAGCUGUGAGGAAUUUCCCACACGUCUGUAUGUACAGGGUGGUGUUUUUCAUGGUGGGUUGGGGGAGCUUUACCGCAUCAGGACAAGAAUUCAGUUACCGCUCAGCGCUUGUUUUGUCUGGAGGAAAUGUUGUUGUGCCUCCCCGUUUCUUUGUCUUCUUCUCUUCUUCUUUGUGAGUUUCUGUUGAUCUCUCUCUGUCUCUCUCUCUCUCGCCUUGUUAGAAUAAAACUGUGCCCUUUGCAUGACUGUUAAAAGCUCUGUAUACAAAGACGACGAUGUUAAGUGCCACACAAACCGGGCGGAUCUGCCGGGAGAGCGCCCAGGCUCUGUCCGUUCUAUCUUUUGUGGUAUAUCACACUUUACACACUCACGGUGCUUUUUGUCCUCUUUCUUUCUGUCGCUUUCACAACCUCUCUGUCCAUUUUUCUUCUGUCUUGUUUUUUCUUUAUUUCUUCAGAUUUCAACUUUUUGUUUCUUGAAUAAACUCCAUCUGCAUGCUGUGAGACAUCUUGUUGUGGUUGCAAAUAGGAGAAUAACCAUAUAACUGUAUUUAUGCCAAACACACACACACACACACACACACACACACACACACACACACACACGUACGUUUCCUGAACCUGACAAAUGGGAUCCAGGCAUUAUAAAGUUAGAAAUUAUACUCAGAUAUAACAGAUCAUGUUUGUUUUGUUGUGGGGUUUUGUUUUUGUUUUGUUUUUUUGCUUUAAAUUGCACAUUUUAACGCUGAUAGCCGUUAGCAGUGUCAGCGCCAGCAGCUGACUGCAGUAAAACUAAAAAAACAAAAAGAAAUGCAGCAGAAGUCAAGACCAUAAUUCCACUUUUUGUCAGUAACUGCUGAUUAAAGACUGUUGAAUUUGAAGGUUUUAUUUCAAGUGAGAGGAGCUUAAAAAUAACACAUAUAUCUGUGUGUGUGUGUGUGUGUGUGUGGGUGUGUGUGUGUGUGUGUGUGGGUGUGGAUUUGGAAACUUUUGGGGAGCAAAAGCGGGAUGAAAUCCCCAAAGCUUCAGCUUGUUUAAAUCUAUUCGGCUUUAAUGGCACACCUGACCUUAGGUUGGGUUGCAGAACUGCAUAUUCAAAUUGAAACCUCUUGGUAAGGUGUGCAUGACUCGUGUUAGUUACGAUAUUAAAACAUUUCAGAGUACAUCAAAUUUAAAAUCUACCUGAAUGGAUUCUUCAAGAAUCUGACUCUGCUGCACUUAAAGUACAAAAUUGAAAUCUUUUAUUAAAAGAUUUUUCCUUUUUCCCCUGCAUGUGGUCAGUCGCAGAGGUAAACUCAUGAUUUUUAUGUUUCUCUGAGGAGACGAGCCAAGUUUAAGUCGUUUUAAAGUUGAUCUCCCCGAGGGCGGAGCUGCUCUGGUCGAUAAUAAAUCACAGAGCCAAAGAACCUCAGUUUUACUUUUUUAGUUCUGACCUAAAUGACAUUAGACUGAAGCUGAGCGGAGCCACGACAGGACGCCGGAGCUCUGCUGAGAUGCACUCAAGCCAUAAUCGGUCAGCCAGCCAGCCCAUUGCACCUCUGACCACUCCCAACUGUGAUGUCACGGCGUACUGACACCUCCCUCGAGUACACGUCAACAUCACUGCAGCCACGUGAUGUUACGCCAAUGAAAGUGGCAAAAACGAGCGUUAAGACUCGAGAUUAACGCGCUGACUUAAGACGAAAGCAAAUGUUUUCUGGGUCUGCUGAGUUUUCUGGAAAGAACAUGUAACUUUGCACAAACUGACGGAUAAUUGGAGUCGUCUUUAGAGCGAACCGUUCAUUGAGAAGCAAAGAUGGCAAAUUGAGAAUAACGAGAAUCCAUGAAUGGACACAAGCUUCAGGUAGUAAAUGAAGUGAUGCAGUUUUAAAGGUACUUUCUGCAGUGACCCUCUGCAGAGUUUAAUGAACUUUUACCACUAGGGGCAGUGUUACCCAUCGAUGUGUUCAGAUAGUUCCAGAUAUGUGCCCCUUUUCUUGUAAAUUUAGUUUUAGCCCUGCCCUUUUCCCUAGGGGCCGGUUCGCGACCUCCUGUCAGUGUCUGUUUAGAUCACGUUUUUUACUGGCUGGGUUGCUGAGAGCUGCAAAGAGGGCGAUGCAGUCACCUGUAAUUUGUCAGGGAGAUGCUGACUAAUCAGCCAAAACUUGGAAAAAACAGCCACUGAGUAAGUUAGUAACUUGGUCUCAUUGUCACAGGUGUUUGCAGACGAGUCGGCAUGUUUCUUGCAAACUACGGGACUUGCCUGUCACAAGGUCUGAAACUACUUUGACUUAAUAACAGCACGCAGCUUCCUGCAGCCUCUCACCAACCAUUGUUCUACCACAGCAUUACUCAUCAGUCGACCUUACAGCAGCCGCUCAAAAUCGUAACCUGAUGAGCUGCGGAUGCUCUAAGCCUGUGUGACUGAGGCCCUUAAGCUCACCUGGUUUCAUUGCGCCAUCUUGUGGUAUAAACUCAGAUGGCAGUACAGCUGGCCCCCAGUUCAGUUUCUGCUGAUAUUGCAUAAUCACGAUAGGAAGGUGUUCUGAACGUGAAGUCAAAGAAGCUGAUUCUUCAUUCUGCUGACAAAAAGUACCUUUCAACACGUUUUUCCACCAAGACAAACUUUAUUGUAGUUUUUAAAACAAAAUCAAACAAAUCAGCAUCAGAGAAAAAAAAGAAAAAUCCACAUAAAGAGGACACACCUCAAACCUUGACUGCUUUACAGAAGAGAGUAAAACUUUGUGACUUUCAAAAGUUCAAAAAAAAAAAAAAAGGUCCAGCUGAACACAUUUCCCCAGUGAUCAGGGUAAAACUGCGUGGUCUUUCGGUAAACUCACAGACCUGUACAAAUAAAGUUUGCUUUGUAAAUGUAUACUUUAAUCUUUUGGAUCAGAUUUCCCUCUUUGCUAACAUCUGAAAAAAGAUUAUUUUUGGUUCAGUUUGCAGAGAUUUAACUAAAAAAAUAUAGUUCAUGACCAAAACUCUGAUGCAGAAAUGACAGUUUUUGCACUCAAAUUAAAAGACGCUGAGAUUCGUCUGUCCCAGUGCUCCAGCGCUCGCUGCAUACACCCGUCUGUCACACGAUUAUUAAAUGCACUUGCUUCUACAGUACUUGGGAUGGGACUUGUAAUCCGAGGUGCCUGCCGGGACUUGACUCGCCUGUAGAUAGCCUUUUUUGGGGGGCGGGGGGGUUAGCGAGAACAUUAAGGGCACUGGAAAUCUUACUGGGAUUAGUUGUAUAAAACAAAAAAAAGCUUCUGCUGAGUUCUUUGUGCAACCUGUCUGUUUGUGCCUUUUUUGAUAGUCUUGAUAUCUGAGAUUUGAUGUGCAGCUUUCGUUCAGUCGGGAAUCCGUUGUAAUUGCAGUAUAUGCGCUUAAAAUGAAUACAAUCAAGUCUGGGGGGUGGGAGGGGUUCGGGGGUUAUCCUUUCAUUUCAUUUCUGUAAAUUUUAAAGAGAUUUGUUGCCACAGCUGUGUGAUUUGUGACUGUAUUGAAAAGAUGAAAAGCAAACAUUUUAUUUUUUUGCGUAACACUUUUUUGAGAUUUUUUUUUCCUUUUUGGGGGGGGGGAUGUUUUUGUGCAGAUAUUUUUAUUGUAAAAUGAAUGUUAUGUUUCUAUCAGACACUAAUCUUGUUUGAGUUGUCUCCAGUGGAACUACUUCACUCUGUAUGUUUUGAUCAGUAUAAACCUUUAAUUGUGUAGUUAACAUUUCUGAAAGGAAAAUAAAUAAAUAAAUAAAUAAGAUCCUUGGUUGUAUUUUUAAGGGUUUCUCUUCAACCUGCCAUAGAAAUUGUUCUGAAUUGAUUGGUCAGUUUUAUUUUGCUGUCGUGUGAAGGAUUUGACUUGAACGAAGCGUUCACUAUUAUUAAAGACUGACUGCUACUUUGAAA
Molecule: messenger RNA, 6069 nt
Organism: Haplochromis burtoni (Burton's mouthbrooder)
Lineage: Eukaryota; Metazoa; Chordata; Actinopteri; Cichliformes; Cichlidae
Gene: mapk1
Product: mitogen-activated protein kinase 1
Exons: 9
Coding region: 241-1350 (369 amino acids)
Biological process (GO): intracellular signal transduction; protein phosphorylation
Cellular component (GO): cytoplasm; nucleus
Molecular function (GO): MAP kinase activity; ATP binding
Source: RefSeq, a predicted model, not a curated record